Messenger RNA from Colletotrichum navitas, 240 nucleotides. RefSeq lists its product as uncharacterized. The coding region runs from base 1 to 240 and encodes 79 amino acids. The record is from RefSeq and is a predicted model, not a curated record. The transcript has 2 exons. Lineage: Eukaryota; Fungi; Ascomycota; Sordariomycetes; Glomerellales; Glomerellaceae.
AUGCCUGUCGGAAACAACGACCAGAACACCGGUGUCACCGGCGGCGCCAAAUUCGUCACCUCGGCCCUCGGCAACACCGUCGGUGGCCUGACCAAGACGGUCGGCAACGUCACCAGCGCCGCCACCACAGGCCUCGGCGACACCAUCACGAGCGCCACCGGCUCGGCCGGCCGCCCCGUCGGCGACGGCAUCACCAACCUCGGCCAGGGCCUCGGGGGCGCCCUCAACCAGGAGCGUUAA